Molecule: messenger RNA, 3034 nt
Organism: Thalassophryne amazonica
Lineage: Eukaryota; Metazoa; Chordata; Actinopteri; Batrachoidiformes; Batrachoididae
Gene: tubgcp2
Product: tubulin, gamma complex associated protein 2
Exons: 18
Coding region: 138-2783 (881 amino acids)
Biological process (GO): cytoplasmic microtubule organization; mitotic cell cycle; meiotic cell cycle
Cellular component (GO): gamma-tubulin small complex; equatorial microtubule organizing center; centrosome
Molecular function (GO): microtubule minus-end binding; gamma-tubulin binding
Source: RefSeq, a predicted model, not a curated record
AGUAAGAGACGAAGAAACGUUUGAGCAGUAGUGGGCGCGUUGCUGUUGGUGGUUCGCUGGUCUUUGCUUUCGCUCUGGACGACAUUUGGAAUAAACCUGUAAUAAGUGUUAUUGUUGCUGAACUCCGUGGCUGAGCCAUGAGUGAGUUUAGGAUACACCAUGAUGUGAACGAGUUGCUCAGCCUGCUUCAUGUACGAGGAGGUGAUGGAGCAGAGGGUUACAUAGACCUCUUACAGAAGCACAGGACACCAUAUGUGACCACCACAGUCUCUGCUCACAGCGCCAAGGUCAAACUAGCCGAAUUCUCCAAAACUCCUGAAGACUUCUUGAGGAAGUAUGACGAGCUCAAAUCCAAAAAUGUGCGCAACCUUGAUCCUCUGGUUUAUCUCCUCUCCAAGCUCUGUGAGGAUAAAGAGACACUUCAGUUUCUGCAACAGAAUGCAAAGGAACGGUCGGAAUCAUCUCCAAACACGACUUCAGCCACCACCAGUAGUUACACUGUACCACAGACCACCACCAAAAUGUCCAUGCAGGAACUGGAUGAGCUGCGAAAGAAACUCGGCAAUGUGGCGGCCAGCUCCAGCGCUCCAUUGUCUGCUGAAGUCACGCGGAAGAUGCUACGAGACAAGCACAACAAGAAGAACCCCACCCAGCCUAACCCUGUGUAUCCUAACUGGGUGUAUGAACGGCCUGCUCUCAUUGGAGACUUCAUCACCAGCUCCACUCCUCCAGGAGACCCAGCUGUGGCUGUCGGUACAAUGCCCCUGGCUGCUCAAGAACAAGCUUUGGUUGAGGAUUUGCUGUUUGUAUUGAUUGGAGUUGAUGGGAGAGAUAUCACAGCGCAGCCUGUACUGGGGAGGCAGAACCGCUCUUUCAUAGUGGAUCCAACAUUGGACAUGUCUGUCAAAGAGCUUGUAAAUAGAACAUUACCUGUUGCAUCAUAUUACUCCACUAUAACUCGUUUUAUUGAGGAGAAGUCAUCUUUUGAGUAUGGGCAGGUGAACCACGCCCUGACGGCAGCGAUGAGGACGCUGAUGAAGGAGUAUCUGAUCCUUGUCACUCAGCUAGAGCAUCUCCAGCGGCAGGACCUCCUGUCUCUGCAGAAACUCUGGUUCUACAUUCAACCCACCAUGAGGACCAUGGAGAUACUGGCGUCUAUUGCAUCCUCAGUAGACAAAGGAGAGUGCAUGGGAGGGUCAACCCUGAGCCUUCUCCAUGACAGAACCUUCAACUACACCGGUGACAGCCAGGCUCAGGAGCUGUGCCUCUAUCUCACUAAAGCAGCCAGCGUCCCCUACUUUGAAAUACUGGAGAAGUGGAUCUACAGGGGCAUCAUCAAGGAUCCGUACAGUGAGUUUAUGGUGGAAGAGCAUGAGCUGCAGAAAGAGAAGAUUCAGGAGGACUACAAUGACAAAUACUGGGAUCAACGAUACACCAUUGUACAGCAUCGGAUUCCUUCUUACCUACAGAAAAUGGCAGACAAAAUACUGAGUACAGGCAAAUACUUGAACGUUGUGCGAGAGUGUGGCCGUGAUGUGACCUGUCCUGAUGCGAAGGAGGUGUUGUACACGCUGAAAGAGAGGGCCUAUGUGGAACAGAUCGAGAAAGCCUACAACUAUGCCAGCAAAGUCCUCCUGGACUUCCUCAUGGAAGAGAAGGAACUGGUUUCACGCCUCAGGUCAAUUAAACACUACUUUUUAAUGGACAAAGGUGAUUUCUUUGUGCACUUCAUGGACCUGACAGAGGAAGAGUUGAAGAAACCAGUGGAUGAUAUUGUUCCUCCCAGGCUAGAAGCACUCCUGGAGCUGGCUCUGAGGAUGAGCACAGCCAACACAGACCCCUUUAAAGAUGAUCUCAAGAUUGAUUUGAUGCCCCAUGAUGUCAUCACUCAGCUGCUGCGGGUUCUCGCCAUCGAAACAAAACAGGAGAAGGCCAUAAUCAAUGCUGACUCGACAGACGUGGCCCUCAGCGGCCUUGAAGCCUUCUCCUUUGACUAUAUUGUCAAAUGGCCGCUCUCGCUCAUCAUCAAUAGGAAAGCGCUAACGAGAUACCAGAUGUUGUUCAGACACAUGUUUUAUUGCAAACAUGUCGAGAGGCUGCUGUGCAACAUUUGGAUCAGCAACAAAGAUUUCAAGCAGCAUUCCUUACAUUCUGCCAAAUGGUUUGCUGCAGCGUUUGCCCUCAGACAGCGCAUGCUGAAUUUUGUGCAGAACAUCCAGUACUAUAUGAUGUUUGAGGUGAUGGAGCCCACGUGGCACGUCAUGGAGAACAACCUGAAGACGGCGUCAAACAUUGAUGACGUUCUUUGUCACCACACCAGUUUCCUGGACAAUUGCCUGAAGGACUGCAUGCUGACCAACCCCGAGCUUCUUAAGAUCUUCUCCAGACUCAUGUCUGUCUGCGUCAAGUUCACCAACUGCAUGCAGCGGUUCGCUCAGAGUAUGAGGCUGGAGCGUCUCUCUCUUGCGCACAGGAGUGUGGAAGAGCCUCCCGCCCAGGCUAAAACCACUGAGGAAGCAGAGAACAAGAAGCUGACUACAAAGUUUUUAGCUGAACAUGGGGAUCCUGUCCAGUCAGACGCAGGCUUUGAAGCCACCAUCAGCAAGUUUGACAGUAACUUCAGCGUGUUGCUGCUGGACCUGCUGGACAAACUCAGCAUCUACAGUACCAACGACUGUGAGCACAGCAUGAUCAGCAUCAUCUACAGAUUGGAUUUCAACGGCUUCUACACCGAGCGCCUGGAGAGGAUGGCCAUAGAGAGGAGUCAGAAAGCUUCUGCCUAGCAUGUCUUUGUUUUCUGUAGAUACUAUAAAUGUUAUGUAGCAAUAAGACUGUCCCUUUCCUGGUCCAUUAAUGUAAUCCUGGAACCCCAGAUGAGUGUGUGUGUAUGUACAGAACAUAUGGGUGACAAAUGAAAAGGAAACCAAUGUAAAGUAUCUUAAUAAGGUACUGAGUCAUCAGAACAGCUUCCAUGCAGUUUGACAUGGCUUCUACAAGUCUGGAACUUCACUGAAGUAUCAGAACACCAUUCUUU